This is a messenger RNA of Thlaspi arvense, 1092 nucleotides long. NCBI's taxonomy places the organism in Eukaryota, Viridiplantae, Streptophyta, Magnoliopsida, Brassicales, Brassicaceae. The record is from the annotation of a GenBank genome assembly.
AUGGCUGAAGCUAACGAGAGAAGUAGAGAAAUGGCGAGAAGCAAUAGUUGUGUGUUCCCAAGAGAUCUGCUUCAGAGAUUUAUCUCUAAUUCAGGGGAAGGUGUUGAAGAUGAUGAUGAAGAAGAAGAAGAAGAUGAGGAGAUCGAGUUGAAUCUGGGUUUAUCUCUUGGCGGGAGAUUCGGAGUUGACAAAAGCAACAAGCUCGUGAGAUCCUCCUCCGUUGUGGUUACGAUGCCUCUUUUCCGGGAGAAUCAUCAGCCGGAGACGAAGCCUUCGUUGACGACGGGGACAUCGGCUGUGGCGGAGGCGGCGACGACGACCACACGGCAUACGGGUUUGAUGAGAACGACGUCGUUGCCGGCGGAGUCGGAGGAAGAGUGGCGGAAGAGGAAAGAGAUGCAGACUCUUCGGAGAAUGGCGGCGAAGAGAAGGAGAAGCGAGAAGCUUCGUAGCGGCGGCAGCGGCGGAAGCAGCAUCAAAUCAGCCGAAGCUAAUAGUAAUAAUCCGGGAGAAGCCUCCACCACUUCGAGACGGCGAGGUAGACCGUCAUCAGGGCUGCCACGGUGGUCGGCGACGGCUAAAAACGCUGGACUUUUGCGACAACAGAGUGCUGGUUUAGAUUCACUGCAAGGCUCCAUUGACUCCCAAGGCGGAGGAGGAGGAAGCGGCGGAGGCGGCGCCGGAAGUUCUUCGAGUGUCUCCGAGUUAGAAACCAAAUCUCACCAAGCGUCAAGCGAAGAAGCAAGAAGCUUACCCUCAACGACACAACAACAACAACAACAACAACAUGAAACAGCAAAGCCGAUGAAUCGGCUGAGAAGAUUGAGUUCAGUGGACAUGAAGAUAGAGCCACAAGGGAAAGGGAAAAGCGAGAUGCCAUGUGUGUUCACCAAAGGAGAUGGUCCUAACGGGAAGAGAGUCGAUGGGAUUCUGUACAGAUACGGUAAUGGAGAAGAAGUGAGGAUCAUGUGUGUCUGCCAUGGCAAUUUCUUGUCUCCUGCUGAUUUCGUUAAACAUGCUGGUGGUCCUCAUGUAGACCAUCCUCUUAGACACAUUGUUGUCAACACUUCUUCUCCUUCUAAUCUCUUAUAG